This is a messenger RNA of Cariama cristata (Red-legged seriema), 1596 nucleotides long. RefSeq names its product nebulin-like. The record is from RefSeq and is a predicted model, not a curated record. The transcript has 14 exons. Lineage: Eukaryota; Metazoa; Chordata; Aves; Cariamiformes; Cariamidae. Gene Ontology annotation, biological process: cardiac muscle thin filament assembly. Gene Ontology annotation, molecular function: actin filament binding. Gene Ontology annotation, cellular component: Z disc. The annotation marks the transcript as partial.
CCGUGUUACCCCACAGGUGUUGUACAAAGAGGAGCUGGGGACAGGAACCCCAACACCUGUCACUCCUGAGAUUGAAAGAGUCAAACGCAAUCAAGAAAACUUUAGCUCGGUGUUGUACAAAGAGGAGCUGGGGACAGGAACCCCAACACCUGUCACUCCUGAGGUUGAAAGAGUCAAACGCAAUCAAGAACACAUUAGCUCGGUGUUGUACAAAGAGAGCGUGGGGACUGGAACCCCCACUCCUGUCACUCCAGAGAUGGAGAGGGUCAAACGCAAUCAAGAAAUCUGUAGCUCGGUGUUGUAUAAAGAAAAUAUAGGGAAAGCAACCCCAACACCUGUCACUCCCGAGAUGGAAAGAGUCAAACGCAAUCAAGAAAUCAUUAGCUCGGUUUUGUACAAAGAAAAUGUGGGGAAAGUGACCCCAACACCAAUCACUCCAGAGAUGGAGAGAGUCAAACGCAAUCAAGAAAUCAUUAGCUCGGUGUUGUACAAAGAAAACUUGGGGCGAGCAACCCCCACACCUAUCACUCCAGAGAUGGAGAGAGUCAAACGCAAUCAAGAACACAUUAGCUCGGUUGUAUACAAAGAAGGCUUAGGGAAGGCAACCCCCACAUCGGUCACUCCAGAGAUGGAGAGAGUCAAACGCAAUCAAGAACACAUUAGCUCGGUUUUGUACAAGGAACAUCUGGCAAAAGGAACUCCAACACCAAUGACUCCAGAGAUGGAGAGAGCUAAACGCAAUCAAGAAAACAUCAGCUCGGUUCUUUAUUCAGAUAGUUUCCGAAAACAAGUACAAGGCAAAGCUGCGUACGUACUGGACACACCUGAAAUGCGGCGUGUACGAGAGACUCAGAAACACAUCUCUACAGUGAAAUACCACGAAGAUUUUGAGAAAAGCAAAGGUAGUUUCACACCGGUAGUUACCGACCCCAUUACAGAACGGGUGAAAAAGAACAUGCAGGACUUCAGUGACAUCAGCUACAGGGGCAUUCAAAGGCGAGUCGUAGAAAUGGAGCGAAAGCGUGUGGACCAGGAUCAAGAGAAUCUCACAGGUCUUCGUGUGUGGCGCACUAAUCCCGGGUCAGUCUUUGACUACGACCCAGCAGAAGACAAUAUUCAGUCCAGAAGCUUACAUAUGAUCUCUGUCCAAGCCCAGCGCCGCAGCCGGGAGCACUCCCGCUCUGCCAGUGCCUUGAGCCUCAGCGGCGGCGACGAAAAAUCCGAACCCUCGGAUGGCGUGGAUCAACAUUUGUCCUACUACAGCAACGGGGGCUUCUUUGCCGCAACUGCAACAGUGGGCUACAAACAUGUUAAAACCAUAGAGUUACCACAACAACGGUCAUCGUCCGUUGCCACCCAGCAAACGACGGUAUCGUCGGUCCCUUCUCACCCAUCUACUGCUGGUAAGACCUACCGGGCCAUGUACGACUACAUGGCAGCUGACGCCGAUGAGGUUUCCUUCAAAGACGGCGACACAAUUGUAAACGUACAAGCAAUCGAUGAAGGCUGGAUGUACGGCACUGUCCAGAGAACCGGCAAGACGGGCAUGCUGCCCGCCAACUACGUAGAAGCUGUCUAAACCAAAACACAUCCUUC